AUGUCUACGACUACUGCUAGCGCCAACGCUACUCAAAUGAAGUUUGAAGAUUCCUCUGAAUCUUCAGCAAUGCCUGCAAACCCCGUUGUUCCCGCCGCUUCUUCUUCUACGCCAACCGUGCCGGCAUUGGGCAAGAUGACCGAGGAGACGAAGAAGAACAACAAUGUUUUGUCGCCUUUCCACAUCCACUCGAGUGUGUUGGACUCUGUCUUUAGCACUCAAUUGGACGGCAAGGAUGACGCCAUUGAUCAUACUCCCAUGUUUGAUGAAUUGGACUUUAUUGUUGACGGAGCCAAUGUCAAUUCGAAAGAUGAGUGGGUGGCUCUCUUUGACGAAGCAGCACUUUUUGCUGGUUCCGAGGAGCUUGCUGCUCAAGAAGAUGCUUCGCAGCCCUUGUUAUCUUUAGAUGCUGGAGCUGGAGCCAAAGGUGGCUUGUUGGAAGAUUCCAUGUUGGAAGCCUUGUUGGUUGAACCAUCUCCCAAUGGUUUAUCCGACGAGACGGUUUCCGCUGCCACUACUUCUGCCUCGAGCCCCGAAUUGGCUGCAAGCAGUAUAUGUACUAGUGUUGCUCCCUCAACAACAUCUAGUGGUGUCAAGCGCACUUUUUGCAAAGUUGACAAUUCAACCACCACCACUGGCAGAACACAAGCUCAGUUGUUUACUCCCAAUCCUUCUUCGACUUUGCCAACACCGCAGUUGGAUGUCAAGAGGCCAUCUUUGAAAAAGACCAAGGUUGACCACUUGGGUUGCGUCACUUACUCCAAGAAGCAAAGAACGCAGUCUUUGCAGCCGAUUGAUUUUACCGAAAUUGAGGACUCGACCGCGUUGAAGAGAGCCAAGAAUACCGAGGCUGCGAGAAGAUCUCGUGCUCGUAAGAUGGAGCGGAUGUCGCAGUUGGAAGACCGCGUGGGCGACUUGAUGGCUGAAAAUGACGCUUUGCAAAGUGAAGUUGAGAGAUUGAAGGCUUUGCUUGGCUCUCAUGGUAUAUCCUGUUGA
Messenger RNA from Lodderomyces beijingensis, 996 nucleotides. Lineage: Eukaryota; Fungi; Ascomycota; Pichiomycetes; Serinales; Debaryomycetaceae. The record is from the annotation of a GenBank genome assembly.